CUAUGGACUUGAUCUUAUCAUCAAAGACUUCAAGAAAAUUACUUGAAAAGUUUGAUUCAAGGGCUUUUUCAACUUGGGUCGUAAUGGAUUCAGUUCACCACAUUCAAACAAUAUUACAAGCUGUUUAAUAUGUUGUUUGCAGGGAAGCUAAGAUAUGGAACAGUGUAUUUGAGAGAGCAGAGAAGAUGGCAGGGAUAGAGAGGGGCAGCAUCAGGGCCACUGUGCUAAUUGAAACACUUCCAGCAGUGUUUCAAAUGGAUGAAAUACUCUAUGAGCUGAGGGAUCAUUCUGUGGGAUUGAACUGUGGUAGAUGGGAUUACAUAUUCAGCUAUGUCAAGACCUUCCAGGCUCACCCAGAUCGCCUGUUACCCGACCGAGUCCAAGUCGGUAUGGCACAACAUUUCAUGAGGAGUUAUUCUGAUCUCCUUAUCAGGACUUGUCACAGGCGUGGUGUGCACGCCAUGGGAGGCAUGGCAGCUCAAAUUCCAAUUAGAGAUGACCCAAAGGCAAAUGAGAUGGCACUUGAGCUAGUGAGGAAGGACAAAUUGAGAGAGGCAAAGGCAGGACAUGAUGGAACAUGGGCAGCACAUCCAGGACUAAUCCCAGCAUGUAUGGAAGUCUUCACCAACAACAUGGGAAACGCCCCAAAUCAGAUUCGAUCUGCAAGACGAGACGAUGCUGCAAACCUAACUGCAGACGACCUCUUGCAGCAACCGAGGGGUGUUCGUACAUUGGAAGGGCUCCGGUUAAACACCCGAGUUGGAAUUCAGUACUUAGCAGCAUGGCUAACCGGGACAGGCUCUGUGCCUCUCUACAACCUUAUGGAAGAUGCAGCCACAGCUGAAAUCAGCAGGGUUCAAAACUGGCAAUGGCUGAAGUAUGGAGUGGAAUUGGAUGGAGAUGGGCUUGGAGUGAGAGUGAACAAGGAACUGUUCGGAAGAGUGGUGGAAGAAGAAAUGGAAAGGAUUGAAAGAGAAGUGGGGAAGGAGAAAUUCAGGAAGGGAAUGUACAAAGAGGCUUGCAAGAUGUUCACAAGGCAAUGCACAGCGCCAACCUUGGAUGAUUUUCUGACCUUGGAUGCGUACAACCAUAUAGUCAUACAUCAUCCCAGGGAGCUGUCCAGGCUCUGAAAACCGCACCAAAUUGGCCUUUCUUUCGACAGGUAAGAGUUCUUUUGCUUCCCUUCUCUUCUCUUCCUUGUUGCUGAGAAUAACGUAUUUGUAUUGUAGUUUAAGACUCUGUUUGUUUGUCCAUUUCUUUUUCAAGCUGUUGUGUGGUUUAUGUCAAGAAAUUCAGCAAUUGCAAGCAAAUUGGAACUCUCUAUAUGAACCUAUAUUUUGGCUGUUGCGUGUUUGACUCUU
This is a messenger RNA of Cucurbita pepo subsp. pepo (vegetable marrow), 1361 nucleotides long. The record is from RefSeq and is a predicted model, not a curated record. Lineage: Eukaryota; Viridiplantae; Streptophyta; Magnoliopsida; Cucurbitales; Cucurbitaceae.